GUGAAGUCAGUUGUUUUCCAAAUUUUAGUCGUCGUCGCCAUCAUGCACUAUUGACAGUCGACAGACCACCAUCGCAUCAUCGUCGUCAUCAUCGUAUACCGAGAACAAAGUGUGAGAACGUUCAGAAUUUCAACACCAUGUUUAGCUCCGAAAAUAACAUAACUGCGAACCAACAUAAUUAUUUCUCCAUUAAACAACUCUUAUUCGCAAUUGUAUUGUUAACAUCAAGUGUAGAAAUUCACGCGGAUAACGUAAAUUUGACAAAAAGUGGACCAAGUCAAGAAAUAAACUGCACGAUUUAUAGGUCGUGCACACAAUGUGCUGAUGCAUCUAUUUGUAGUUGGGCGAUCGAUAAACAAAUUUGUCUUUAUUCAAAUCAAAGUCUCUCAGAGAAUUACAGAGUGGUUACAAAAGAAUCUUGCCCAGAGUUUGCCGUGACUUUAAAAACCAAAGAUAAUCAUUAUUGGAUACAAGUUACGGUCUCGAAUAUGGCGGUAAAAAGUGUAAACACUUUUUUUAAUGAUAACACGGUCAUUAGUUGUGAAAUAGAAAAUAUAAUCUAUAACGCUUCAAUCAAUAAUGGAAUAAUUUCUUGUAAAUGGGUAAAAGAAAACAUAAUUUCUCCCGAGAAACGAAGAUCGAUGGACAUCAAUCCUUUGUCUAUUUUUUAUUUUUCAGUCGUUGUCGACAAUAAUGUUAGGUUACAAUUUAACGACCCUCGAGAUCAUUACAUCAGUUAUCACAGUUGGAUCUGCCCCGACGUAAAUUGUUCGAUCGCUUUUUGGGAAAGUGACUUGAGAAAAUAUUACUGUAAAUGGUGUUUGAAAAAAGACGGUUGUCGGUUAACAGGUGAAUCGCGGUACAGUUGCGACGUACGCCACGCGUUGAACAACGAGAAAUUAUGGAACAACGACACUGCGCUGUCCACGAUCGAAGUGAAAAGUCCCGAACUGGCGAUCGAAUCUUUCAAUCCAGACGUAUUGCUUUUCAAUCGUAACUUGUCGAUGGUCGUGAGCAUAAACGUCAAGAAUCACAAGAUUUUGGCCGAUGACCGGUCGACAACUGCAGUGACCGUGGCCGGUCAGAGUUGUGAUAACCCGACCACGGUCGACGAUCAGACGAUCAAUUGCACCGUCAGUAAGUACAACGAAAAGACGUUGGCGAACGACGGUCCGGUGCUGGUCGAGUACACGUGGACGACGACGUCGAGCAAGGUGAGGUUGACAUCAUUACAAAAAUUUAAGUUUGUCAUUCCGAGCGUGACGGGCGUCAAUCCGACGUGUGUUCCAGCCACUGGUGGCACCCCCAUAGUACUAACCGGUCAAUAUCUGAACGCCACGACUGACGUUCAGGUGUUUUUCAAAAAAAAGGGGUCCAAAACGACGUGUGAGAUUUUCGAGCUCUCGCGUGACCGAAUAGGCUGUGUGACAGUCGCCAACAGCAAAGUACGCAAGCCUGGCCCGUUGUUGAUCUUGUUCGACAAUAUGACCGGUUAUACACCAAAGAAAAUGUCUCGUACUGUCACCGAUCCGACCGUUCUGGACGAUCAGGUGUUCGCGGGAAUCGCAUCUGGCGACGUCCCGUUGAUCGUUCGUGGUAGUUUCGACUGCACGAAAAACCAACAGGUGUACGUCGACUACAACGGGGAAAGGCACUUCGGCCGCUGUGCGGUACGUAACAUCAACGACUCGGCAAUGAUGUACUGUUGGCCACCAAAGUUCGACAGCCCAGUGCAGAUGACGAGCUUGCCGCUCGGCUUUCGUGUCGAGUUGGCUGAUAAAGUGGUGUUUGUACCACAACAGACGCACUACAGUUACCUGCUGCACCCCGACCCAAUUUACGCUGACUUUGAAGUCCACGACGUCGACAUCAUCCGCGUAAAUGGCGUGUUUCCGGACCCGCUGCAACGCCGCCAAUGGGACGGAAACUAUUUGCUCGAGGUAGUAUUAUUCGGCGAACCGUCGGACGACGAUGACAUAUUUUGCACUGUGACCGACGUCGCCGAGAAUCACGCAGAGUGUCGGUCACCGUCGGGCACGUCAUUUGAUGAUGUCCUAGAAAUCGUGAUCGUAUUAGCGGGCAAACAAGCGACACGGACCGUAGUGCACAGAAGACACAAACAGUAUUAUUAUGCGAUGAUUCGGUUGCUGAGACCGCAAUACGUCAUCGCUGGUAUUUCAGCAUUGCUGAUGUGCGUAUUGGCGUUGAUUUUUUGCGUAAAGAAUCUGAUGAAUCGCUCUAAGCGACACGUCGAUAGGCGAUAUAUAAGUGAACUACGAAACAUCACCGCCGGAAUAGACGACACCACUGACUAUUUAUUGAAUUCGAAAACCUGAAUUGGUGUAGACUUGAUUACGGAAUUGAGUUAAGUUGGAAUUUAUGUUAUUGGAACAAAUUAAAAAAAAAAAAAUGAUUUGUUCUUGAUUUUAUAAAAUAACGUGUACCUUAAAAUAUUAUUGAAAUAGUUAUGAAUAAAUUGUGAAUUAAUUCCUUUGAAGUGAG
Molecule: messenger RNA, 2502 nt
Organism: Rhopalosiphum maidis (corn leaf aphid)
Lineage: Eukaryota; Metazoa; Arthropoda; Insecta; Hemiptera; Aphididae
Product: plexin-A2-like
Biological process (GO): negative regulation of cell adhesion; semaphorin-plexin signaling pathway involved in axon guidance; regulation of cell migration
Cellular component (GO): semaphorin receptor complex
Molecular function (GO): semaphorin receptor activity
Source: RefSeq, a predicted model, not a curated record